Molecule: messenger RNA, 5640 nt
Organism: Besnoitia besnoiti
Lineage: Eukaryota; Apicomplexa; Conoidasida; Eucoccidiorida; Sarcocystidae
Exons: 1
Coding region: 1-5640 (1879 amino acids)
Source: RefSeq, a predicted model, not a curated record
AUGAGGAAGACCGAGAGCGAGCCAGGUGAAGGAGGGAGAGAAGAAGAGGAGAGGGCCUCGGAGGAGCGCUCAGGACACAGAGCGCUCCUCCGAGAAGAAGACCAAGACGAAGAAGAUGACUGCGAUGAGGUGGCAAAGGCAGAGGGGCUGCAGCUGAGGCGAACAGCCUUUGGCUUCGAGCAGCGAAGCGUCUUUCGGCAUCUCGAUCGCCGUCAUGAGGAGAUCGACGACGCUGUUUUUCUGCCGGCUGCCUUUGACGCGCCCGCGCAGAGCCACCCGCAUCCGAUCCAGGUCUUCUACAGUCCGCUCGCCAGCCGCCGUGCCGCGGAAGUCGGGGUGAACGCCGAGUCCUCGAGGCAGAAUCUGCUCCCCCGAUACGACGGAGAGGCGCAGCAGGCGGCGCCGGCGCGCGGCUUUCUCGUGGAGCAGUGCGGGGAAACGGCCAUGGUGAGCGCGUUGAUCGUCGGCGACCAGAAUGCAGGAAAAAGCACCUUUUUGCAUGCGUUUUGUCGAGAGCGUCUCGGCGGGCGAUUUCUGCAGCUCACGUCCUUCUUGCCUUUCAUUCAGGCUUCCUUCUCCAACGCGCGCCUCGCGUUCCUGAGCGACGCGCAGGGGGGCAGGAAACGCGCCACUCGCGGAAGCGAAGAGGCGAGCAGGGAGCGAGGAAACCACGAAGGGGACGAAACGGCGGAAGACAUUCAACGAGAGGACAUCGAAACCCCCGAGAGAGAUGAACGAAUUGAAGCCGAUACACGUGAAAACCGCAGCCAGGGGGAGCAUGAGCGGUGUUCUUCCUCCUCCUCAUCGGCGUCGGACUCGUCCUCACCCUCAUCUUCUCUCUUGCUUUCUUUCUGUCGGGACGAGCGCCCCUUCCUGGACAGUGACGUCGCGCGAAGUCUCCUUCUCUUCACGCUCGAGGAUUUUCUUUUUUUCUGCUCAGAGUUUUCGAUUCCGGUCUACGAGAAGGAAGCGCCUGGCGCUUCCUUCUCGGCAGCGCCUCGCGCUCCCGGCUUCCUCUUCUCCGCGUGGACGCGCUACGUCGCGCUUCAUCUCCUAGAGCUCGGCGGCGAUCACUUGGACCGGCUGGUGCACUUCCUCGACAUCCUCGAGGCCAAGCGACUCCGCCGCCGCGACUCUUCUUUCUCGCCCUCCUCCGCCUCGUUGCCAGCCUCUUCUUCCAGUUCUUCGCCGCGCUCCGCGGCGCCGUCGCCCGCUCUCUGCGACCCCCACUGCGCUUUUCGACCUGAGACGCCUUCGUCCUCCUCUGAUUCUUCAUCGUCUCUUGCUUCUUCGGUGUCUCCUCCGACUGUCUCCUCGCAGGACGCGAGGGCGCGCGCGCCGGCCGCGGGGGAGUGCCGGCUGCGAGAACGGCGAGGGAGAAAGCGCGCGGCAGCCGCGCCCGCGCAGAGAGAUGAGGCUGUAGAAGUUGCGCAGCUUCUGCUGCGAGAAGAGCGACGGCACUGCGAGAAACUGGUCGCGGAAAAACGCUCCGCGGAGCCGUUCCGAGUCAGUCACGCGCGGUGCCUAGCGCGGGCCGGGGGCGGGGGCGGAGACCGAGCGGCUAGCGGCCGUCUAAGAGACGCAAAAGAAGACGCGAAAAGCGGCGCGGAAACCGGUGAAGGAAUUCCAAGAAAUCAUAUGGGUUGGAGGCAAGGAGACCGUGACGGAGACCCCGAAGCGGACGAGCGCGAUGCGCGGGAGCUUUUGAGGGUGCUGCAGCGCUCGGUGCAGCUCGUUGGCGACGCUGAGCAAGUCGUCUACUUUGUAAACUGCCAGAGUCUCUUCUCGGAGCACCCGGGCAACACCGAGGACGAGGUCCUCAAAACAGAAGGCGGAGAAGAACGAGGUCAACGGGCUGCUGUAUGUGGAGGCGACGAGGCGCGCAAGAGAGUGUCUCGAAGCGGCGAAACCUCUUGCGCAGCUCUUCGCUCGCCUCUGAGCGAGCCGCUGUCGUCGUCGCCUCAGGUUUCGUCUCCGAGUGGCCUUUCUCUUCUUCCCUCUUCGAGCUCGGCCUCCUCGCAGUCGGAAGAGUUCUCUUUUCCGCUGCUAAGCGUCGAUGCCCUCGUGGCGCUGCUGCGGAGACUGCAGGCCCUCGCUUCAGUCAGGAGUUUGUCGGGCUCAUCUUCAGCGUUUCUGCCUUCUUCGCCUUCUUCGCGGGGCCAGGGUCUCCUCUUCGCCUGCAACCGCCUGCCUGAGGUGCGGACGGCGAGCAACGCGCUGCCUCGCCCUGCGCCGCCUUCUCUCUCUGAGUCAGCUGGUCUUUUCCCGCCUUCUUUCACCGCGCCGGCGUCUUCCGCGGAGUUUCUUUGGUUCCGUGCGAACUUCUGGCGAGCUAUGCGGGCGGUGCGGGGCGUCGCCCGCCCUCGGGCGCGCGAUGCACGGGGCGUGAGCCAGAGAGAAGAACGAGAAGAAGCGGAGACUGACGCCGCCACCGACGGUGGCAAAGCCGCCCUGAACGCUCUCGAGACAGACGAGGAGCUUUACGCGCAGUUCGAGGGCGUCCUGCGCGGCCUACGGCGCAGAGGCUGCGGCAGCAGCCGUGACGGCGCGGGCCUGCACGCAGAGAGCGGCGACGCGAAGCAACGAAGAGAGAGCUCAGCAGAAGACCAAGAAGAAGAGGAAGAAGACGAAGAAGAGAGGGAUUGGAAGCCUUUCGAGGAAGAUGAGACGACAGGGGAGUCGUGGGUAUGUGAGAAAAAGCAGGAGGAGCGGCGUCUGCGCGAGCAUCCCGUCUUUCGCUUUCUUGCUGCGUUCUUUUCCUUCCUCUGGUCGUCGGGUUGUUCGGUCUCUCUUCCCGCCUCCUCCCGGCGGCUGGCGAGGACCGCCGCAUGCGGUGCAUUUCCCUCGUUUCUUUCUUUCUUUGAGCUGCGAGGCGUCAUUCCUCUUCAGCUUAUCUCGGAGGAGAAAGAGGACGCGUCCUCCGCUCCCGGAGUGCCGGCGAGCAGUCUUCCGCCCUUCUCCGUGGCCUGUCUGGUCAGGUUCCUCGUGUUCCUUCUGCGGCGAGUCUGCGAGCGAGGCGCGGCUCUCGAGCUGAAUCAGUCGAGAAACGCCUCCUUCCCCUCUUCGCCCUCGGCAGCCCCGCCUGCUGUCUCCGCCUCACCUGCGCUCGCGGACGUCGCCGGCGACGCGCAGGACGCGGAAUCGCGGCUUCGCUCUGCGGCGCCGGAAAAGCCCGAGGAGGCGGAAAUCACGCACGUCGGAGAAGACGAAAAAGCAGAAGCAGAGAGAGAGUGCGGCGGACUGGGCAUGCAGCAGCACGUGGGACGCCUGGUGACGGGGGAGGCAGGCCGCCUCGCUCUGCUCGGCUUCCUCAGAGUGGCUGCACAGCUGCGGAGAGGCGCGGUCGCGGGAAGACGCCCACCGAUCCCCUCGUCUUCGGCGUCUCCUCUGCUUCACCUCUGGAUUUCAGGAGUUGACGUCGUGGAGAUCCUCGACGGUGGAGACGCGCACCGUGACCAACCCCACGCGUCUCCGCCUGAGUGCAGGGCGCGCAGCUGCAGAGGCUCUCUAGCCGAAACUGACCUCGCUUCUGGCGACGGAGAGGAAGAUGGCGACGCAGACUUCCUGCCCGCGACAACUGUCUCCACGGCGUUUCCUCUCGUCGCGCGGGGGCUUGUGAAGCUCUCAGCCGCCUCGCCGUUCUCCCCGCUCUCCGCGCCCUUCCCGCCAGUCGCGCUCGAACUCCGCUGGGGAGGGGAGGCUCAGGCCGUCGCAGCAGGAAACGGCGAAGGCGAUGGAGCGCUCAAAAGCGAACGCCUACGCAGCCCCUUACGAUCUCUCGUCUUCAUCCCCUUUCCGCGCGGCGGGUGUUCGCCUCUGGAUCCGCGCGCGAGUUCGCUGGAGCCCUCCGUCUCUCAGUCUCCUCUUUCUCGUCUUCUCGCCUCCGGAUCGCGGUCGCCGCCAUUUUCGGGGUUGGCUGGUCUCUCGCAGGGCAGUUUCGCCGCAGUUCGUCUCCCUUUCCACGAGACUUUUUUCGGUUUCCUCCUAGCGGAGCUCCGCGGCCUCGCGCGCGCAGGCCCGCUGCCUCGCGGCUUCUGGGAAAGGAACGCGCGCGCCGGUGACCGAAAAGCAAAAAACUUCAAGAGGAACGAAACGCCGCCGCUGAGGCUGCGAGGUGGAAAGCUUCGCCGAAGCCAAGCCCACAGCGAAGCCGAAGGAGGGACGGAUGCGCUGCGCGAGGGAGAAGAAGAGGGAGAGAGAGGCGACGGAGGCGGGGUAAACGCAGAAGAGGAGGAAGGGACAGAAAGGAGAAAGAGGACAGAAGAUCAACGACCGAAUGAAGAGAAAACAGGCCAAGGAGGCACGUGCCUUGGAGUUGGUCCUGCUCGUAGUGGAGCGGAGCUCAAAGACCGCAACGCUGAACCUAGAGAGAGAGAGGAAGAGCAAGAAGAAGAAGUUAGCAUAGGAUGUUUGAAUGCCAGCUCUCUGUCGAGCGACUCGGGUGCGUGGCGCGGCGAGGGCGCCGACGCAGUUCGGCAAGCUCUCGAGCACGCCGUGCAGAAGCAGCUUCUCCGCCUGGAUAGCAGCUUCUCUCUUCUUUUUUCUGGAAAAAAUGCGGAAGCAGGCGCUGUCAAUGACUGUGGAACGGUUCGAGGCUCGACGGGCGCUUUCGCAGGCGACCGUGAGUGUCUCAGCCUGAAAAAACAGACGACGUUUGCUCUGGAAAGGCUGAAUAGCCGCGGAGAGAGAGAAGGAGCACCACGUGCGGAGGCGCUGUGGAAGGGGCGCCGAAGCGAAGAAGGAGAGGACAGGAAGCCCGCGAGAGAUGACGAGAAGCCAAGAGAGAGGACAGCCGCCUCCGCGCUUCUUGAGACGAUCUGCGCCGAUGCACACGUCUUGAUGCAACUCGCGGGAGACCUCGCUCUACUGAGAAAUGAAGACGCGCGCAAAGGUCUCAGCGAAGCCGCGCAGGGCGACAGGCGAGGGGAGAAGCGAGACGGCGGAGCCGCGCCGGAGAGGUGGGGUGAAAACAUUUCUCUCGCGUGGAGCGUCGAACGAUGGCAGCCGAGUGGCGUGGUGGAUCCUGUUUGGAAGAAAGUCACGAUGUCUCUUUCUCUUCGUCGCAGCAGCGGGUGGGACAGGCAGGCUUGCGAGGAAGAUGCUCGCGAAGACGGGGAUCGAGAGCUGAAAGGCCUGCCAGAAUUCCAGACACUGUCGCAGCGGGGCGAGGAGAAGAAGGCGGAGAAGGUUCCAGCGCAGGCUUCAGACCACGACACGCCGAGCGAAGUUUCCCGCGCGGGGUUCCGCGGAUUCGACAGUCUCUGGAGAGCGCUAGGGGUGCACAUGCAUCGACGCGGCGACGGCAGUUUGAGAAGAUAUAGAAGUGCGCCAAGGAAGGACGCGCAGACUCUCCCUGCCGCCGUGCGCGGUGCUGACGACGCUUUCCCCACCAGCGAUGCGCGCGGAGCGACGAGGGUGGAAGAGAGCGCAGAGAGAGCUGAAGAGCGCAGGCGAGAGGCAGACAGAAAGGGAAACUUAGAGAAAGACACCUGCUGCGAAGAGAGAGACGAUGGAGAUCCGGAGGCAGGCGACAGAAGUCGAGGCCGCGGACGCGAGGAGGCACGCGAAUCUGCGCACGCCGCGCUGGUGGCAGAGGAGCUGAGGGAGAAAGAGAACCUCUGGAUGAUUCGUUUGGGGUAG